This is a messenger RNA of Oncorhynchus nerka (sockeye salmon), 645 nucleotides long. RefSeq names its product probable flap endonuclease 1 homolog. The record is from RefSeq and is a predicted model, not a curated record. Lineage: Eukaryota; Metazoa; Chordata; Actinopteri; Salmoniformes; Salmonidae. Gene Ontology annotation, molecular function: 5'-3' exonuclease activity; manganese ion binding; RNA-DNA hybrid ribonuclease activity. Gene Ontology annotation, cellular component: nucleus.
AUGUCUCCCUUCCCCUCUAUCACACUCACUCACUCACGCUCUCAAUGCUCUUGGGGAUGGCGAGGAGCCCCCCUGGUGAAACGGGGAACAGUAGACGUGGUGGCAUCAGAAGACAUGGACACGCCUUUUGGUGGCAACGUCCUAAUCCGCCAGCUCAUCCUUUGAGUCAACAGUGAAGUAAUUGAAUACUCGCUAUCCAAGCUGCUUGACAUUCUGAAGAUUACACAUGAAGAGUUUGUGGACUUGUGUAUCUUGUUAGGCUGUGACUACUGCGAUAAGAUUGCAGGCCUUGGCCCCAAGAGAGCGCUGACUCUGAUCCAGCAGCACCGGACUAUAGAGAACGUAGUACUGAACAUCAACAGAAAGAACCACCCUGUCCCACUGUUCUGGCAGUACCAGGACACCACCCUGACCGAGCCCCCUGACUGGAUUGAGCCGGAUGAGGAGGCCCUGGUUCAGGUUCUGUGCCAUGAUAAACACGUCAAGUACUGGAGUACAAGGAUACGCGGUCGAAUGGCGAAAUUCUGUGCGGAGAGGGAGGGCGACAAGGCAGCAGGACGGAGCAGACAACCCCGCAUGGAGGAAUUAUUCUGCGUUACACAGAAAAGCCAGCAGGCCAGCAGGCCUUCAUCACAUGCCGGCUGA